This is a messenger RNA of Tinamus guttatus (white-throated tinamou), 1665 nucleotides long. The record is from RefSeq and is a predicted model, not a curated record. Lineage: Eukaryota; Metazoa; Chordata; Aves; Tinamiformes; Tinamidae.
AUGAUGCGGCAGGAGAUCGCCGCCUUCCUGAAGGCGGGAUGCGAGGUGACGAUUCUCUUCGCUGAUCUCCAUGCUUACCUAGACAACAUGAAGGCCCCCUGGGAGCUGCUGGAGCUGCGCACCCGCUACUACGAGAACGUGAUCAAGGCCAUGCUGGAGAGCAUCGGAGUGCCGCUGGAGAAGCUCAAGUUUGUCCGGGGCACCGACUACCAGCUCAGCAAGGAGUACACGCUGGACGUGUACCGCCUCUCCUCCGUGGUGACGCAGCACGACGCCAAGAAGGCGGGCGCCGAGGUGGUGAAGCAGCUGGAGCACCCCUUGCUGAGCGGCCUGCUCUACCCGGGCCUGCAGGCCCUGGACGAGGAGUACCUCAAGGUCGACGCGCAGUUUGGAGGAGUCGAUCAGAGGAAGAUUUUCACCUUUGCAGAGAAGUACCUUCCCUCUCUGGGCUAUGCCAAGCGCAUCCACUUGAUGAACCCGAUGGUUCCUGGUCUAACGGGCGGCAAAAUGAGCUCAUCAGAAGAGGAAUCAAAGAUCGACCUUCUAGACCGCAAGGAGGACGUGAAGAAGAAGCUGAAGAAGGCUUUCUGCGAGCCAGGAAACGUGGAGAACAACGGUGUCCUCUCCUUCAUCAAACACGUCCUCUUUCCUCUCAAGUCAGAGUUUGUGAUUCUGCGAGAAGAAAAAUGGGGCGGAAACAAAACCUACACGGAGUACGAAGCCCUGGAGAAGGACUUUGCUGAGCAGGUCGUUCAUCCCGGGGACCUAAAGAACUCGGUGGAAGUGGCUCUGAACAAAUUGCUUGACCCCAUCAGGGAGAAAUUCAACAACCCAGAGCUGAAGAAGCUAAGCAGUGCAGCAUAUCCCGACCCGUCCAAAGCCAAGCACGCGGAGAAGGGCGCCAAGAACUCGGAGCCGGAGAACGUGGUCCCAUCCCGCCUGGACAUCCGUGUUGGCAAAGUGAUCAGCGUGGAAAAGAAGAUCGACGUGGGCGAGCCCGAGCCUCGCACCGUGGUCAGCGGCCUCGUGCAGUUCGUCCCCAAGGAGCAGCUCCAGGACAGGCUCGUGGUGCUGCUGUGCAACCUCAAGCCCCAGAAGAUGAGGGGUGUGGAGUCGCAGGGCAUGGUGCUGUGCGCUUAGGUGAGGAGCACACGGAGCCCCCGAAAAAGAGACCCGCGGGCCGGGUGCCGCGCCGGGGAGCGCGUCUACGUGGAGGGCUACGAGGGCGGCCAGCCCGACGACGAGCUCAAGCCCAAGAAGAAGGUCUUUGAGAAGCUGCAGGCCGACUUCCGCAUCUCCCAGGACUGCGUUGCCCAGUGGAAGCAGAGGGACCUCCUGACCAAGCUGGGGAGCAUCUCCUGUAAAACGCUCAAGGGGGGGACCAUCGGCUACGGGGGGAUCCUCGGGGGGGUCCCCGCGCCGCUGCAGCCAGCCCGCUGCACAGGGCCCCGAGGGACCCAGGGGCUUGGGGCUGAAUCUGUCCCUGAGAGAUUUGCAUUCCCGUCGCGGGGGCACCAGUCCUGCGGUUCCUCCUUCAAACCGUCUCUCCGCGUUUGUCUGCAAGGGGAGAGGGAAGAGCCCGUCAGCGCUCCGGGCUCUCCCACCGCGAUCCCGGUGCCCCCCAGCCCCGACCAGGCCACGCGCGGGGUCCUCCCUCGCCCCACG